This is a messenger RNA of Sinocyclocheilus anshuiensis, 2288 nucleotides long. Its product is annotated as CTD nuclear envelope phosphatase 1A. Gene Ontology annotation, molecular function: phosphatase activity. The record is from RefSeq and is a predicted model, not a curated record. Bases 619 to 1548 code for a protein of 309 amino acids. Lineage: Eukaryota; Metazoa; Chordata; Actinopteri; Cypriniformes; Cyprinidae. The transcript has 9 exons.
GUCUCCUCGUGUGGCUCUAUCUUUCUCCAGAAGCCCUGUCCUCACUCUUCUCUUCGCCCGGCUUCUCUGAGGGCACGUUUGUUGUUUCUCGGAAGUGACGAAACCAAAGUACUGAUGGCGGCUCACAGUUUGCUCCCGGAUAUGUAAUGAAACGAAUUUGAUGGCUUCUUAUUGGACUUUUUGCAUACUUUGCCAUUUGUCUGAGGUCUCGAGAUUAACAUCGAACUUGUCGAGCACAAGAGUCGUCAAUCCGAGGAGGGAUAAUUUGUUGUAGAGCUGGCUAGAUCCAAAGCUAGCUGCCUUGCCAAUGAAAUCCAAGUCCAGUUAGCCCUUGAUCGCAGAGGCUGGUUUGAGUGCGUGGCUAGGCUACACGCUUUAAGACGUUUGACAUUUUAGCAGUGUUGUGACACUGGCUGGUCCAGGUGCAGCAGAGUCUCUGGAUUCUGUAGUUUGGCUAGCCUCGCUCGCGGGACUUUAAAAGCAAAGAAGCGGCGGGAAGUGGUUAGCCGACCUGAUUAGCUGUAGCCGUAGUUCCAGCUCUUCUGAAGUCAUUGGUCUCUAGUGGAGAGUGUGCAUCUCUUCUAUGGUUCACCGUUGCGCCGUUCAUCGACUGUCGGCAUGUUGAAGACUCGUCAGUGUUUACUCGGGAUUCGCACCUUCCUUGGAGUGACGUCUAGAAUAUGGAGUUUCAUUUUAUACAUCCUCAGGAAACAUCUACGAACGAUAAUCCAGUACCAAACAGUGCGUUAUGACACAUUACCUCUCUCCCCUAUUUCCAGAAACAGACUCAAUGCGGUGAAGAGGAAGAUAUUGGUGUUGGAUCUGGAUGAGACUUUGAUUCACUCUCACCAUGAUGGCGUCCUUAGACCUACAGUGAGGCCUGGUACACCGCCAGACUUUAUCCUCAAGGUGGUAAUAGACAAACACCCAGUCAGGUUUUUUGUCCAUAAAAGGCCACACGUCGACUUCUUUUUAGAAGUGGUCAGUCAGUGGUAUGAGCUGGUAGUAUUUACAGCUAGUAUGGAGAUAUAUGGAUCGGCCGUAGCAGAUAAGCUGGAUAACAACAGGGAUAUCCUCAAAAGAAGAUACUACAGACAGCACUGUACUUUGGAUUUAGGGAGCUACAUAAAAGAUCUAUCUGUAGUACACAGUGAUCUCUCCAGUAUAGUCAUUCUGGACAACUCGCCUGGAGCUUAUCGAAGUCACCCAGACAAUGCAAUACCUAUAAAGUCGUGGUUCAGUGACCCAAGCGACACAGCACUUCUUAACCUGCUCCCAAUGUUGGAUGCAUUGAGUCAGCGCAACCUCAGUUGUUGGCAGCGCGCCUCACCAAACCACACUUACCAAGAAGCACGUUUUUGCAUUCAAAUGCAGGUUUACCUCAGAUGUUCGCUCCGUCCUCAGUCGAAAUCUCCACCAGCAUCGGCUUUGGUGAUCGUAUCUUUCAGGGCCAGUCUCUCUUCUGGUCACCGUCUGGUUUUUACAUGGCUCUGCCCGUUAAGUGUUAGCCUCUCCUGUGCUGGAACUGUCAGCCUCUCGUCAUUGUGAGCUCCCAUUAGUCAUAUGGACUCCUCUGAGGAAAUGCUAUGAGAAGACAUGGGAGGACAGAAAGGAGAAGACACAUGAUGAAGAAGCUAUUGCUAAUAAACUCAAGACAAAUGGAGAGGCCAGCAUUUUCUUCUUGUAAUUUUUUCCUUAAAAAUGGACACCUCUGCCUUACAGUUGUUGGAUUCAACAUGUGCAUGAUGGAGUGAAUGGGGGAGAAAGCUUCUGAUUCCAAUUUUGAAAUGGAUCAGUGAACGGGUUGUAACUACCAGUCACUUCAUAAGCACUUAUUCCCACUUCCUCAAUGACUGUGUUUGUCUUUUUAGUUUCGUAUGACCUUAGCACAAAUGGUCACAUGGUCUUACCCACUCAUUCUCUCGCUAAGAUUCUGUCCUUCCUCCCUCCUUUUUUUUUUCUGUCUGCCAUCUCGGGUAUCUCAGCCUCUUUUUGUUUAGAGCUGAGAGCCGUUAAUACUGUUGUACUAAUAGUAUGCUGUGGAAGAGAUAACUACGAUCAGCAGGAGAGAAAACUACAGUCCAUUAUUACAGCUUAUGGUAUUAAUUUUCUGUGUAUUUUUUAAAUGGCUCAUAUGUGAAACCUGGUUAAAUCAGAGAGGUUUUCGAAGACACAUUUUUAGAUGCUCUUCGAUAGGAAUACAUCAGCCACUGAGAGUGACACUGAGCAACAAGGACUCUGCUAUAACAGAAAAAUAAAAUAGAGCCUUUUGUCAACAACUGAAAUGA